GCAUUUUCUUGCAAAAAAGUACGUAUACGCCACAGUGAACAAUUUUAGUUUUUCUUUCGUACAAUGGCAAUACUUAUCAUAUCAAAGAGCUUUUUAACUCCUUCUCUUCAAUGAAAAUAAAACACACACAAGUUUCUCACAGGAUUCAUUCUCUUACCCACCCCCUCCCGCUUUCCCCUCAACCCCCACCCACAUAAAAUUUGUAGUACACACUUGCUCGGUGGAAAAUUAAACUAUACUUGUAGGUAUGUACUUUUGUUUUCUGCUUGCCUCCUCUGAAUCUUCUCUUCGAUAAAAUUUUGUAGGCGCUUUCAUCGAGUCGAGAACUGAACCGAGUGAAAAUACCAUAACAAAAAAAAAGAAUCGUGUUUCAAAAAAAAAAAAACGAAAAAAGGAAGGUAUAAAAAUCCUUGUAUAUCCAUCGUCACUGUGCGAGAAAAUCCCCAAUUCAAAUUCAGUCUUUUUCCAACUCGGUCCGCUUACGGUCUUGAGCAGCGGCUGCCUUCAUCUACUGUUACUACUCGAAUUAUUAUUAUUCUCUUUGAUUGAAUUUGUUGUUAUAUUUCUGCUUCUUUUGUUGUAAAUUCUCAUUUAAGUUUUAUUUUUCAUUUUGAUUCUUUGCUUUUGUUGUUUUAAGUUUUUGGGGAUAUCCAAUUUCGAAUUUCGGGGAUUUUUACAAUAAGGGAUUACGAAUAUAUUGCGGGUGUUCAAAAAUAAAAGGAUUGAUGUUGUGUGACAAUAAUGUCAAUGUCGUUGUCGGUGGUGAAAAAAUCCUCGGAUGGAUUUAAAAAAGAACUUCCUCCUUAAAUCGGUAGAGGGGAGAGAGAUAAGAACAACAAAUGAAUAAUAAAAUAAAAUCGGUUCAAUUUUAUCGGUCUGAGAGUCUAUCUCUUUUUUACAACCUCUCAUAUAAUAGAGCUCUGAUAACCCACUUGGUUAACAGCAGCGAUGUGUGUCCUCCACCUCGUCUGGCAGCACCACCAACCAACUAGCCACACGACCUAACGACGAAAGGACGAAACGACAGGCCAUACGUAAGACCGACCUUCCAACCAACAGACAGACCUACCGUACCGACCUACCGUAUAUUCUUGAUCCUUGCUGCAGCUAUACAAAACGGGAAAUGUGUGAUAUAACGUGUGUAAGGGUUUUUAUUUUCUUUCGUCUUCUCGCUUCGGAGGCUUUUGUGUAUGCAAAAUAAAGGAAGAGCACUUUUUUGUUUUUAAUAUAAAAAUAUCUAAAAUAAAACGAAGAAAAUAUAAAAUAAAGGUAAAUAAAUAAAUAUAAAUAAAAGUGCAAUAAGAAGAAGAGAAGAGCACACUUCUAUAAAAUAAAAAAAGAGGAAGGAAGUGCGAGCGAAUGGGCGAGAGUCGUGUGUUUGCGUUUGUUUAAAAAGAAAUAAAAAAAAAGAAAUAAGGAAGCUCAAAGACGUUGUCUUCGUUUUUGUUGUUGUUGUGCUCAUUGUGAUACAAACAAAAAGAGAAAGGACAUUUUUUCUUGGGAAAAAGGAUACCUACCUUCAUUGUAUACUCCAACAAAGGAGCGGGAAAAAAUUCAUAGACCAUCAGAAGUGGUGCUAAUUUAAAUUGGAUAUACGUGCAGAGAAAUACUAAUUCGAUAUUUGACAACAGAUAAUCCAAACAUAAAUGAAGAAUCAUGGGAAAUGGAAUGAACAAGGUCUUGCCAGGACUAUACGUUGGCAAUUACCGCGAUUCCAAGGAUCCACAACAAUUGGAAAAGUUUCAAAUCACACACAUUGUUGCGAUUCAUGACAGUCCAAGGCGCCUGCUUCCAAACAAACAUUACCUUUGUGUGAUGGCCGCAGACACACCCGAUCAGAAUCUAUCUCAAUAUUUUUCCAUCUGUAAUGAUUUCAUACAUGCGGCUCGAUUGCGUGAUGGUAAUGUUCUCAUCCACUGCCUGGCGGGAAUGUCCAGAUCUGUGACGGUAACUGUAGCCUAUAUUAUGAGUGCAACGAAUUUAAACUGGAAAGAGGCAUUGAAAGUGGUGCGUGCUGGACGAGCGGUUGCUAAUCCGAAUUUGGGAUUCCAAACACAAUUACAGGAAUUCGAAAUGUUUCGAUUGAAUGAGGAACGACGUCGACUGAGAGAACGAUUUCCUAGUAGAGCUCUGGAGCAGAGGGAUCGAGCUAAGUGUAUGACAGCGUUGGACAACUACGAGGAACUACUUCAGAAUAAAAACAUUUGCGAGGGCAAUUGCUCGCGAGGCGAAAAAUGUCCCACAGGCGUUUGCAACAUGGACCCAACGAAAGGCCUUUUCCGCCGAAGGCCAAGCACAUCUUCAACACGUUCCCGCUUGCGUCCACAAGCAAAUCAAUCAGCAACGGGUAGCACUACAGCACAGUCAUGUCCCACUUCACCCAAACACUCCGGUAGUCAGCGUCGUUCAAUUGGCGAACAACAAAUUCCUGAGGAUGAAGAAUCCGAUGCAACAACAUCAAAUAGGGCAGCAACAUCCACCAAAAGGACAUCUCAAAGUGUUAGAGGUGAGCGGAAUCAUCCUACAAUUCAUACUCAUGAACCAAGUACUGGAAAUGGUGGUGGAGGGGGAAUAGGAGGUGGAGUAGGAGUAGGAGGUGGAGCUGGAAGUGGUAGUAGUAGUGGUGGUAACGGUAACGGAAGUGGAGUUGGAGGUGGAAGUAGCAAUAACGGAGCUCCUUUACAACGGAGCGGAAGCACGGUCAGUGGUAUGAGUAUUAGACCACGUAGUAGUCCAGCUGGCCUGCAUUCAUAUACAGCAGGAUCAGUGCCAUCAUCCGUCCGUGGAUCACGAGUGGACUUAGACCAAGAAGACCAAGGAUCAGCCAUCUAUCUAGGCUGUUCGGCACCAAAGAACACAUCAACCUGGUCCUUAUCAUCACGCGGAUCGUCAGGCGGAUCAGCCCCACCUACACCAGUGCACACCCCACCGGUUAGUCCUAGACAUGGUAUCAGAAGGACAUCAAGUCAGGUGGCGAAAAAGUCCAGAUGAAACCAAAGCAGAACUCAGCCUCCCUCCCCUCUUCCACGAUAUGGAAUGUGAUGUGAUCAAUGAAACUUCAUAAGCAAUCUAGAACGCUCUUCAUUCUCCUAAAACAGUUGAACAAAAUUUUGAAAACAAAAUUAAAAAUAGUUAAGUAUGGAUUUUUGUGUCUCAUCGUUAAUAUCGAUUUUCAAAACCAAAGAAAACAAAAAAGCACGCGCAUAGUUUUAACCCUUUCUCUCAGUGUUGCCAUUGCAGUAGUUUCUUUUUAAAACAAACAGAAAAAUAAAAACGUCGUCGUUCUUGGCUAUAAAUGUGAAUUAAAUAAAAUCAUUAAAAUAAUCCUGGAGAUAAUCAAAUUAUUUUUAUAGAACAAAACAAAACUAAAAAGAAAGAAAAAUAAAAACAACACUACUUAGUGCAUAUCGUAGGUACACAUUGUGAAAUAAAAUACAUACAAUUAUUAUUAUUAGAUAUUUAAGACAAUGAGAAUCAAUACCUAUAUUAAUAAUUACGAUGCUAUGUAUUAAAUUUUGUUAGAUUUUAUAUUUAAUAUAUAAACAAAAACAAA
Molecule: messenger RNA, 3553 nt
Organism: Eupeodes corollae
Lineage: Eukaryota; Metazoa; Arthropoda; Insecta; Diptera; Syrphidae
Product: protein phosphatase Slingshot
Exons: 7
Coding region: 1657-2991 (444 amino acids)
Biological process (GO): protein dephosphorylation
Cellular component (GO): cytosol
Molecular function (GO): protein tyrosine/serine/threonine phosphatase activity
Source: RefSeq, a predicted model, not a curated record